Salvia splendens (bonfire salvia) is the source of this 2629-nucleotide messenger RNA. RefSeq names its product pentatricopeptide repeat-containing protein At3g03580. Gene Ontology annotation, molecular function: RNA binding; protein binding. The record is from RefSeq and is a predicted model, not a curated record. The coding region runs from base 1 to 2328 and encodes 775 amino acids. The transcript is spliced from 4 exons. Gene Ontology annotation, biological process: RNA modification. Lineage: Eukaryota; Viridiplantae; Streptophyta; Magnoliopsida; Lamiales; Lamiaceae.
AUGAAGGCGGCAAGGCAAUUGGGUAAUCUACUUUGGAGAAGUGGAGACAAGUACACUUCAAUCUCAAAUGCAUUAUCUUCUCCCGCUAACAGGAAAGAUCUGCAGAAAAUCCACUCUCUCCUGAUCACUCUUGGUUUGCAGAACUCUGCAACCUUCUUAGGCAUAUUGAUCACCAAAUACUCUCAAUUCAAAGAUACUCAUUCCGCUUUAUUAGUUUUUGGUGGGAUUUCUCCUCAAAACGAUGUUUAUGUGUGGAAUACGAUCAUUAGAGCGAUGACCCACAACAGAUGCUACACAAAAUCAUUAGAAUUUUACGCGGAAAUGAGAGAUUUGGGGGUGAAGCCUGAUAAUUACACAUUCCCUUCUGUGAUCAAUGCUUGUGGGAGUUCGAUGGAUUUUGAGAAAGGGAGAGCUGUUCAUGACCAUGUUGUGGAGUUGGGUUUUCAAUUUGAUCUGUAUAUAAGUAAUGCCCUGAUAGAUAUGUAUGCAAGGUGUCACGAAUUGGGGUAUGCUCAACUAGUAUUUGAUGGAAUGCCCCACAGAGAUAUAGUAUCUUGGAACAGUUUGAUUUCUGGAUAUACUUCUAAUGGCCACUACAAGGAAGCAUUGGAAGUUUAUCAUCAGCUGAGAAUGGAUGCUUUGUUGCCUGAUUCCUUUUCAUUAUCGAACGCCUUACUGUCUUGUGGCGGAUUAGGGGAGGUUGUAGAGGGUGAAGUAGUUCACUGCUUGGUUGAGAAGCUUGGAACACGCAUAGAUGUAAAUGUCAGCAAUGCGUUGCUGGCAAUGUAUUUUAAGUGUGAUGUGCUGGCUAACUGCAGGAGGAUUUUUAGUGAGAUGGUUCAUCGAGAUAGUGUCACAUGGAAUACCAUUAUUAGUUCAUAUUUCGAAUCAGGUUUGUAUCAUGAGUCGAUGAGGUUAUUCUUGGAGAUGGUGAGACAUUCUAAACCAGAUAUUUUGACAAUCACAUCCGUUCUUCGUGCUUGUACCUGUGUUGGGGACUUGAAUAUGGGAAGAUACGUUCAUGAUUACAUGCUUAACAAUGGAUAUGAGUGCAAUAUAGUGGCCACUAAUAUUGUUAUCAACAUGUAUGCAAAGUGUGGUGAUGUGGUCCAAGCAAGGCAAGUGUUUGAAAAAGCCAAAAACCAGGAUUUGGUGUCAUGGAACUCACUUCUUGAUGGAUAUGUUGAAAAUGAGUUGUAUCAGGAAGCAAUAGAGCUUUUCAGGAGGAUGAGGACAAAUUUUCAACCUGAUUUUGUCACAUAUGUGACACUACUUCCUAUGUCUUCUGGACUAACAAACCUGAAUUUCACUGAGGAACUCCACUGCGAUAUAAUAAAACGAGGGUUUGGUUCCACUCAAAUUGUGGGUAACGCUCUUGUGGAUGUGUAUGCCAAAUGUGGAAAAGUAGAGGAUUCUUUCAAACAGUUUGAGAGUAUGAAAUUUCGAGAUACAGUUACAUGGAACUCAAUAAUUGCAUCAUGCAGUCACUCUGAUAGCCGUAUUCUUGGUCUUAGAAUGCUUAGCAAGAUGAGAUUAGAGGGUAUAAUACCAGAUAUACCUAGUUUUCUAAGUUCAUUGCCUUUUUGUUCUUAUCUCAUGGCCAAGCGACAAGGGAAGGAGAUGCAUUGCUGCAUUUUCAAAUUUGGUUUUGAUUCCAAUAUUCCUAUUGGAAAUGCUUUGAUUGAAAUGUACUCAAAAACUGGGAGCUUAAGAAAUUCAAUACUGGUGUUUGAGAAAAUGAAAGAGAGGGAUUUAGUUUCAUGGACGACAAUUAUUUCAUCAUAUGGGAUGUAUGGUGAAGGAGGAAAAGCUCUUGAAGCUUUUGAGCACAUGAAGGUAGCUGGUAUUCUUCCAGAUCAUAUUGUCUUCAUUGCUGUUCUGUACGCAUGUAGCCAUUCUGGUUUGGUGCAAGAAGGUCGUAUUUGCUUUGAGCAAAUGAGGACAGAACACAAUAUUGUGCCUAGGAUGGAACACUAUGCUUGCAUAGUUGAUCUUCUAUCAAGGUCUGGCCUCUUGGCUGAAGCCGAGGAGUUCAUUUCUUUAAUGCCAUUGAAGCCUGAUGCAAGUAUAUGGGGAGUACUACUCAGUGCCUGCCGAGCCAAUGGUGACAUGAAGAUUGCAGAACGUGUUGCAGAACACAUUCUUCAACUUGAUACUUGUGAUCCUGGAUAUCAUGUUUUGGCCUCAAAUGUAUAUGCUGCCUCAGGAAGGUGGGAUCAAGUGGGAGUGAUAAGGAAAUCCUUCAAAGCUAAUGGACUCAAAAAAGACCCUGGUUGUAGUUGGCUGGAGAUUUCCACACUGUUGCAAAAUACAUAUGAAAAAUCAUGAUUUGGAAAUACUAGUCACUAGUCAGAGAUGCAAGCCACUUUCAUCUGUAAAAAGACAACCUGUUGCUGUAGCCUGUAGGUAUUAUUGGUGAUUGCAUCGCACAUAUGAACCUUUUAUUGUAGGAGGAAAGGGGAGUUUGGACAAGACGCCUGUCAUAUGAAGAUCAUCUGUAUGGUACUAGACCACGGAAAGGCAGACAAAGUCAGUACUUGGUUUUAAGUUCCAUGUGCUUGACCUUAGAAAGAGUUGGUCUGGUUAUUAUGACCACCUACCUGAAGGUCAAUUAUCUCUUCCAGUAUGC